CUCCACUUGUAGCUCUUCUCUUCCUCAACAUGGCUUCGGGGUGGUUCGGAAGAUCAGACAACGCGCCCUCGAGGCUGCCUGAUGUCCAGAUCCAAAUCGCAGACCGUGAACCCAACAACUUCUAUUUGGGCUCAAAUGGUACUAGACCUGCCUCUGGAACGGAGAAAAUUGAUACUUUCCAUUCGAAGAGGCAUGUCAACUCAGCCUCAUUGUUCGAUGUUGGGAUCUUCAGAGAUACUCUAGCCCCAUCCUUAGGCCUGCACUCGAGUCUUGCAGUCCUUGCAUGGGCUGCUGCUCGUUAUACAGGCCGCGUUGAAGCCAAGGACUGGCUGUGGCCCUCUGGCCAGGUUGUCAAUGCCUGGUGGUCUGCUGUUGGCCGUCGGAUGUACCAAGGAUUUACCCUUUCCCAAGCUCUCCAUCGUCUCUCCUGGCAUGAACGUCUCCUGCUGACUGGCGUCACUCUCUGGGGUGGACGGCUCUUCUAUCGUAUCUCCUCCCAGUCGCUAAAGCGGGGCAAGGACGACCCACGAUACGAUGAGGUUAAGCAAGAGGAAAAUUUCUGGACCAAGUCGCUCUUCACGACCUUCAUUCCCGAGGCGUUCUUCCAGAUGCUGAUUAGCUUGCCUUUCACAGCGCCAUUCCGACACGAGGGAGCAGUGCUGAUGGGCUACCAUCCAAUCAUCCAGAUAAUUGCGGUGGGAAUGUUCUCCGCUGGCAUCGCGCUUGAGACAUUGGCGGACUAUCAGCUUGAUCAAUUCAAGGCUGAAGGGAAGUCAGGGAUGUUGAAGGAGGGUGUUUGGAGCAUUGUCCGCCAUCCAAACUAUCUUGGUGAUGCUUUCGUUCACUUGUCGUUCAUCGUUCUCUUGUACGGCUCGGAUAUGCUUGCACCUAUCGAACUCCUCGGCCCCCUUGCCAACUACCUCUUCCUUCGGUACUAUGGUGGGGAUAAGGAAAACGAAAGGGGUCAAACUAGGCGUUAUUCCAUGUCCGCCCCAGAUAAAUUUGCGGAGCUAGAGAAGUUCCGCAGCGAGAAGAAUUCUUUCUGGCCAGCGGCUCGGGAGAUAAGAAAUAAGUGGCUGUGGGUUAUUCUCGGAUGUGGUGGACUAGGAGUCUUUAUCGAAGAGGGGUUGAGAACAUUCCAUUAGAUUGGAAUUGGCCAAAGGUGAAUGUUGCUUCCUGGGGGCGGAUGGCUUCUUUUCAUUCCUCAAAUUUAAUAUGAAAAUUGGC
Molecule: messenger RNA, 1227 nt
Organism: Lindgomyces ingoldianus
Lineage: Eukaryota; Fungi; Ascomycota; Dothideomycetes; Pleosporales; Lindgomycetaceae
Product: DUF1295-domain-containing protein
Exons: 2
Coding region: 30-1145 (371 amino acids)
Cellular component (GO): membrane
Source: RefSeq, a predicted model, not a curated record